Messenger RNA from Solea solea (common sole), 4525 nucleotides. It is a transcript of the gene niban1a, whose product is annotated as niban apoptosis regulator 1a. The record is from RefSeq and is a predicted model, not a curated record. The transcript is spliced from 14 exons. Lineage: Eukaryota; Metazoa; Chordata; Actinopteri; Pleuronectiformes; Soleidae. Bases 105 to 2978 code for a protein of 957 amino acids.
CUCCUCCUCUUCCCUCGGGUGUAGCCGCGUCUCAUCGAUGUGGUGACGGUGUUUGUACCUGAGGACCGAGCUCUACCUGUGGAUCCACUCUCAGCAGCAGCGCCAUGGGGGUCUCCGCGUCCAGUCUGCUGGAUGACAACAAGUCCAACUACAUCAAAGGCCAGGCCGAGGCUGAGCUGACGGCGUUCAGUCCGUACUACAUGAAGCAGUUCUCUGUGGCGAGGUUCUCCCAGGUAGAAGAUGAUCUGGAGCAGCAGAAGGACAACAUCACGCAGCUUCUCAAACAGAGGGAGGCUCCUCAGGAUGGUGAGGUUCUGUACGAGGAGGCCGUCCUUUACUUUGACGACACCAGGAAGUGGAAAGAGCGCUACGUGGUGGUGAGGGCCAACUACUGCCUGGAGUGUCACGAGGGUCUCGAUUGUUUUGUCAAAGGAGUUCCUCCACACCACAAACUUCUGCCCACAGGGGGCAGCGUUCUGACCACAGAGGAGAAGUACAUGGCCAUGGUGGACAAGUGUUUCCCUGAUGACACCAACGUGAAGGAAGACUUUGCUCCGCCCCUGUCUGGGAUGCCGGGCCAGUUUCCCGUCUACUUGCGUCUGCCCUACAGGAGAGACUCCUACUUCUGUUUCAAACAGCAGGCCAAACAGGAGGCCUUCCUCUCCAUCCUGUCCGACUGCAUCAGACACCAGAACCAAGACUUCUUGAAGAAGAAGACGUGUGAAGUCCAAGCUUUCGUCAAAGCCGUCCAGCUCUACAGACAGGACAAGGGCAAAUACGAGGUCUGGGACAUGCUGAUAGGAAGUGAUGUCAGAGUGAUGGCCAACAUGGUGAUGGAGCAGCUGCUUCCCACGCUGGAGAAAGACAUGCUGCCUCGUCUCAAGGCUAAGAAGACGGAGAGGAAGAGAGUUUGGUUUGCUACGGUGGAGGCGGCGUACAUCCUGGUUCAGGAGCAUCUGCUGGAGGGACUGUCGGCGCUGAAGGAAGACUGUCGCAUGUCAGUCCGGAACCAAGAGGUGUUGAUCCACUCCGAAAUGGACCAGAUCCUCAACUGCAGAAAGGAGCUGGAGGAAAAAGUGCAAGCUAAAGUAUCCGAGUCGGCUCUGAAGCUGUGCUCAGAGUCAGUGCAGCCGUACCUGGCCUCUGUUCUGGAGGAGCUGAUGGAGCCGGUCAGCUCUGGUUUCCAGGAGGGACAACAUCUGAGUGAGAGCAUGAUGGACAAGUGUCAGGACGUCCUGGCGGGAGGAGACAAAGAGCAGCUGAAGAAGGCUCUCACGGACAUGACGAGACCCAACCUGCUGAGCUGCUACCAGAAGAUCGGCUCGCUGCAGGAGAAGCUGCACCACCUGCGCGACAGAUUCGGUUUCUCCAACAUCACAGGAGUCAUCCACAGCGCUCAGCUGGACCUGCAGAUGCUGAUGCAGAAUGCAGCGUACACGUUUGAGCAGCUGCAGCACAAGGCCCUGCAGGACAAUCCAGACAACCCCAGCUCUGCCCUGGAAAAGGCCAAACACCGAGUGCUCAAGCAAUACGACUAUGACAGCAGCACGGUGAGGAAGAGGAUCUUCCAGGACGCUCUUGUUUCUAUCACACUGCCUUUCAUCAAGAAGAGACUGGCUCCCACCUGCAAAACUGAGCUUCAGGGUCUGGAACAGUUCAUCUACGCCGACUACUCCAACUUCAUCCACGUUGACAACGUUUUUGAGAGCAUCCUCCUCCGAACUCUGGACAAGGAGGUCACUAAAGUGGUGAAGGAAGCAGCGAGCUUGCAGAAAUACAACUUGUUCACAGACAGCAGGGACGUGGUCAGUCAGUCCAGCCGCUCCAGUCUCUCCUCACCGUCUGCCUCUAUCCCAGGAAGCCCCGCCAUGGCACUUUCCUCUCCCUCUAAAACCUCCGUGGAGCCCCAGCCCACUUCUCCGCUUGUGGCCAAUGAUCUAUCCUCCUCCCCACGGGAGGAGGAGCAGAAGGAGAAGGAGAGCAGUGGUCUUAAACCUGUGGAGGUCAGCACCUCCGUAGACACCAGUGUGAUUGAGACGCUUGUGAGUGAAGUUGAACAAAAAGAGUGCGCGCAGACCGUUGCUGUCGGUCAGGAGACGGCCGCACCUGAAGCAGAGGGCGUCUUCCACACUGUGAAGGUGGAAGCGGAUGCUGAGUCGGCAGCUUUAGCAAAUACGGCCUCUUCAAAUGAGACGCCAGACGUCAGUGUGACGGCAGAGACUGUGAUCCAAGAGGCGGCCGUUUCUGUUGAGACGCUGCCUGACGAUCCUGUGACACAGAGCACAGAUGUUGUAGAAGAAGUGACACAUCUCCUCACAGACGUAGACAUUUUAGAGACGGAGGCAAAAACAGAGGCUCCUGCACUGAGUCCUGGUCCUGCCGUUGAGACAGAGCCCACAUCAGCUGUGGGAGCUGGUUCAGAAGACAGCAGUGAAGGAGACUCAGGAAUCAAGGUAGAGGCACCCUCUGGUGGUGAAGCACCAGUACUCACACCUGGAGAUGUGGCCCUGGAUGAAGCCUCAGACCCAAAUUCUCUGAGCGUGUCCAUGGGCAGUGAAUCCCCACCCUCGGACAUCGAGUCGACGGAGAACAUCAGAACCACGCAAAGCAGCGAGGAUGAAGUCUCCACGACAUCCGAUGUCCUGCAGGACGACGCCGACAUCAGCAAAUCGCCCGUGAGUUCGGACGAAACACCCGAAGACACAAAUCCGAGCGACGGGCUGCCCUCUCAGACCCAGGCGGAGGCUGCCAGUGACGUCCACGUGCAGGACGACAUGGAAGCAGCAGUGAGUGCAGGUGUAGAGGCAGCAGAUGUGACAGCCACCGUGUCCCCUGAGGCUGCCACAGAGGAGGCCGCGUCCAGCCCUGGAGCCCAGCCACCAGACUCCAUCAAGGACAUCCGUGACCUGGUGGUGGAGGUGAUUGAGGUGGAGGAGCUGGUGCAGCGAUACCCCAGCGGCAUUCCAAUGGAAGAAUAAAGCAUUAUGACCAAUCACAGCUGUGUUUGAGUGUAUGUGGAUCAUUGGUCUUUCAGCAGGAUGUUCUAGCAUUUUGUGGCGAAAGAGAACCAAGAACAUGAUGGUCGCAGAAUCUCCCAUCUGCGUUAAAUCUAGACGCCUUUUCCUCAUAAAUGCUUCCACCACACAUAUGCAUGGAAUUACGUCAAAUUAUUUAUACAAAAUCAUUAUCAUUAAAUCAUCACAAAAGCUGUCAAGAACAGUUUCUUCUUACAGGUAAAUUACUUUUGACUACCAAACUGUUGUAAAUGUUGAACUAGUUUAUGACAGAAGAUUGUCAGUGAAUUCCUGUGACGUUAAUUGUACUUUGGUAGAAUACAAAUCUAUUUUAAAGGAAUAGUUAGGUGCUUUGGAACGUGUGAGGAUUGAUGUUCUCUUUGAUCUUAUGUUUGUGUGUGAGCUGGAGUUAAAAUACAGUUACAGAGUUAAAAGACAUGGAUGCUAGCUAUGAGAAACAGCUUUAACAACAGAAAUCUAUACCUGCUUAAUUAUGAUAUGUUAAGUAUGUUGUGUUCAGACUUUUCUGACCGGAAACUGAAGUUUGUGUCACUUUUUUUAAUCGUUGGCUCUCCCUCACCAAAGUCCAUAGAGAAAAUCAGCAAUUUUACAGGAUAUCACGUCACACCGGCGUUGUUGUGAAAAUGUGUUUUUUGUCGCAUUGGUGUUUGAAAUCCUUUGAUUGAACUGACUUAAGUGACACGGACUUGCCAAACAAGGGCUACUGCCACCUUCUCUUCUCCUGCAGUAGACCAGCACCUCCUGUGUCCCCCGUGAGCUAGAAACACUGAUUUUGUCCAUGGACAUUGGUGCAAGAGAUUGAGCAGUUUACAAGCCUCAGUUCCUGCUUGGAAAGCCUUACGUUGAGAUACAGAAGCAAAUAUACGCUUAGAUUAAACCUAGUGGAAGUAUUUUGUUCAGUGACUAACAUCUAAACUGUCUGAACUAUCCCUUUUAAAAUGAUGUUUGUUGUGUUCUUGAGUAGCGUAUGGAAGUGCCUUUUCAGUCCUCGUCUGUGCCUUAGAUGUCAUGAAGGAACCCGGCCACUGUCGUGUGGCUGACCGCUGCGGCGCUGCUCUUCGAGUGUCUUCCACCUUUACACAGGCUCAGCAGCAUAUUAGAGCCGCAACUAACGAUUAUUGUCAUAAUCGAUUAAUCUGUCGAUUAUUUUCUCGAUUAAUCGAUUAAAAAACCUGGAAAUGAUGAUGUUCUUAAAUGUCUCGUUUCGUCCACAAACCAAAAUGAUUGACUUUUAAUGAUUUCGGCAAGAAAUUAAGAAAAUAUUCACAUUUAAGAAGCUUAAACAAUCAGAAAUCUUGUUUUAAUCAUGAAAAAAGCUUCAAACCGAUUAUUCGAUUAUCAAAAUAGUUCUCGAUUAAUUUAGUAAUCGAUUAAUAAUCGAUUCAUCGCUUCAGCUCAGCAGCAUAUGACCACAAACUGUCCACCAGACCAACGUUAGUUAAUGGAAACACUAUGGAGAUAAUAUUAAUAAAAUAUACAUCUAGAAACAA